Messenger RNA from Dimorphilus gyrociliatus, 3248 nucleotides. Lineage: Eukaryota; Metazoa; Annelida; Polychaeta; Dinophilidae. The record is from the annotation of a GenBank genome assembly.
AGUUGUGAGGAAUGCCUCGCAGAAAGUAGGCUUACCUCUGUGAUAAUGACGGCGGGCGAGAGCGUGUUCGUUUUGAACUUAGCGACGAUUUAUCCGGAUGGAAAUAACCAUCCCUUACAUUUUUUUGCCCACGAUGCUGAUUUUAAUGAGCACUUGACUAAAGAUGGACAACUCUCAGCAAUUGUUGCCAUUUUUCAACACCCGGCGAAAGAAAAUAAUGCAAAAUUGAUCUUUGUACAACCGAGUUUAGAAUGUAGAACAAUUGAACCUGGAAAUAAAGGAGAUGGUUUGACUCUAUACGCAACCAAGAGUGCGCUAAAGAAUUAUGAUAUUGAUCUAAAGCGAACCUAUUAUGCUAAACUAAUUCCAAAUGUCCCCACAUUAGACUCUGUGUUUUUUUCAGUUCAAACUGAUGAUAGUGAAAAUUGGCUGAAAAGCGAUUCUUUUAGAAAUGUCAUUUGCCGAAUGAUCGAUUCAUCUCCAAUUCUAAUAAGGAAAAAUUGUAUGUUCUUAUGCCCUUAUGACGAAAGAUUUCAUCAAUACACGGCGUACAGUAUGGAUCUCUUAAGAGAAAUAUUUAUAUCUGAUUGUAGUCCUAUUAAACAAGGAAUUCUAUCAAAGAGAACAAAGAUCAUUGUAAAAAAAACCCCUCAACCUUUUAGCAAAAGGGAAGACCUUUCUAUGUUUAAAGAAAAUGAACAAAAUUCUAAAAAUGCCGUUCUAAUUAGUGACUUUGCCUUCGGUUUAUCCAUUAUAAAGAAUGAGCCGACAUUCUUAAAUGGUGCGAAGACUAAUCUUAAGAUAAUGUGUCAAAUUGUUGAUGAAGAAGAAUGGAAACAGUUAACAGAUGAUGAAGAUUUAGAUUACAUGAAAGAUGCCUUGAUAAGUAAACAAACAGCUUAUGAAUUAGGAAUCUUUGAUAAGAGCUUUUUAGUAAUCAAAUUUGAGGCGGGCACUUGGAGAACAGUUAGAAUAUGUUUUAUUAAUAAAAAUAAUAGAUCAGGCCUAUAUUUAUCAAAUAACCUAGCCUUUAAUAUGAGUGAUGAUAGAAUAUUUUGGCUAAGUCAAGUUGAGCGACCUUUAUUUAUAAAAAAAAUAGAAACAGAGGAUGCCGAAGAAGUUGACAGUUCUAGUUAUAGUAGGAAAGCUACUGUACCAUUCGCAAAGACUGUCCACAUUGAUGUUGUUUUCUCACCGAAUUACAAUGCGAGUGAUUUAUACUCUUCAUUAUUAUCAGAAUAUUUCACAGAAACUAGAUUCAUAAACGAAGGCGACAUCUUCGCUGUGGAAACUAGAAACGAUAAGAAUUUUGUAUCUAGCAUAGAAAACUUUCCGCCGGCAAAACUUGUUUAUUUUCGUGUGAAAAAGAUGACUGUUUGGUCAGAAUUUCCAACAAAUACAUUAAGAGUAGAUAAAGAAAAUAGUACCCUAUAUCAGGAAGGUACCACUCAAAUGUUUAUUCCUCCUAAAUUUUCAUCAAAGCAACGCUAUUUACCCGUUCUUCAUAAGAAUUUGUCUAACUGUUUGGAGCACUGUGAGCCAUUUUUGAGAGAUGAUCGUCCUUUGGAUAUUCUACCAACUAUACUUAUUUGUGGUCCAGAUGGCUCCGGUAAAACAUCUUUAGCAAAAGCUUUAGCAGAGAAUCUUGGAAUGCAUUAUUUAGUAUUUCAUUGUCAAAAUUUGGGCGGUGAUACACCAGGUGCUACAGAGGCAAAGAUUAAGCAAACUUUAAAUAAAAUAAAUAAAAUGGCGCCAAUUAUUCUUAUAUUACAGAAAAUUGAGCUCCUAGCUAAAGAGAAAGCUGGCAGUAACGAUGAUAUUCGAAUUGCUAUAGCAUUUUCAAGAUUAAUCCGUAAAUUAUCGGCAGAGAGAAAAAAUUUACCUUUUUUAAUUAUAGGAACAGCAAUCGAUGACAAAAAAGUUAAUACGGAUAUUCAUCAAUGCUUCACACAUCAUAUUCAAUUAAAUUCUCCAAACGAAUCGGAGAGAGAGGAAAUGCUUAAUUAUCUAUUAUCCAGUGAAGAGCUAGCUAUUGAUAUUACCUCAAAAUAUUUAGCUCAAAAAACUGCUGGUUUCGUUAUGAGUGAUUUGUAUUCGUUAUUAUUAAAAGCUAAGAAAUGUGCUCAAAUAGAUGCCAUUAAGUCUCUUUGUAGACUGGAAAAUGAAGGAACAACCUCUAAUAACUAUAUGAAAACAUUACAUUUAUGCGGUUUAGUUCUAACAAAAGAGAAUUUCGAUAAUGCUAUCAGUGCCCUUCAAGCCGAACAUUCAGAUGCUAUUGGAGCUCCCAAGAUACCUAAAGUAACAUGGAGUGAUAUCGGUGGAUUGGAAAAUGUUAAAGAAGAAAUCCUAAAUACUAUUCAGCUACCUUUAGAACAUCCUCAACUAUUCUCUUCCGGGUUAAGAAGGUCUGGUCUACUACUUUACGGACCUCCAGGAAGUGGAAAAACAUUGCUAGCCAAAGCAGUAGCUACCGAGUGCUCUUUGAAUUUUCUUAGUGUAAAAGGACCCGAACUAAUUAAUAUGUAUGUUGGACAAAGUGAAGAGAAUAUACGAGAAGUAUUCAAAAGAGCGCAAUCAGCCGCACCAUGCGUUAUAUUCUUCGACGAAUUAGACUCUUUAGCCCCCAAUAGAGGAAGAUCAGGAGACUCGGGAGGUGUUAUGGAUAGAAUAGUUUCUCAACUCUUAACUGAAUUAGAUGGCUUACAUACUGGUUUUGACGUUUACGUUAUCGGUGCAACAAAUAGGCCCGACCUACUCGAUCCCGCUUUACUAAGACCGGGAAGGUUCGACAAACUAGUUUAUUUAGGAGUCGCGUCCGAUAUUCGUCAAAGAACAAAGAUUUUAGAAGCUGUAACAAGAAAAUUGAAAGUUGCCGAUGAUCUCGAUUUAGAAACUAUCGCUAGAAAUUGUCCAAGAAAUAUGACAGGUGCUGAUUUAGCAGCAUUGUGUUCAGAAGCAUCUUUGAAUGCCGUGAAACGAGUUAUAGAUCGAAUUGAAAUAGAUGAUAAUAAUAAAGAAACAGCUAUAGUUGAAUUGAACGAAGGUGACUUCAACUACGCAUUAUCAGUAUUUAUUCCAUCUGUUUCGGAAAAAGAAUUACAGAAAUACGAAGAAAUAAGACAAAAUAUAGAAUCUUCAUAGGGAUUUGAAAUAGAAGAAAACAACAAUUAAUUAAAUAAUAAUAAAAUUCUUUUCAUUUCUUGUUUCAAAUUGAAUACAUCAUUAAAAGCUAAUUAAGAAAUAUU